Molecule: messenger RNA, 2614 nt
Organism: Daldinia decipiens
Lineage: Eukaryota; Fungi; Ascomycota; Sordariomycetes; Xylariales; Hypoxylaceae
Product: FAD-binding domain-containing protein
Exons: 6
Coding region: 489-2516 (675 amino acids)
Molecular function (GO): oxidoreductase activity; FAD binding
Source: RefSeq, a predicted model, not a curated record
UGAUCCUCGAGAAAAUUGGAUAUAAUGUAUUGUGAGGAUGUAUGUAGUGACGCAUCGCGUAACGUUUAUGUCAAAUCACGACGCUCGACGCUUUCCCUGCCAACCGGGCCCAAGGCAUUUUAGGAUCUCUACUGGAUGAUCAUUGAGGACGAAUUGCCGGUGCUAGAUAAUAAUCACUAUGCCGGCUAAUGAGACCGACUAAUAAUAUUUUAUGUGUGCCCGCUCCCAUCCUGUAUCGGUUCCAUUUGGGGAAAUUGUCGGUUAAGUGAUGAUAUUUUAGUCCUAGGUCUAUAAUAUACCUACCAGUGGUCAUGGUGCUAUGCUUUAUGGCCGGAAGAAGUGACGAGGGGGGUGUUGGGAUGGGCACGAGCUAUCAGUAGUAAUAGCUUCCCAUGGUAGCCGUUAACUUUUCACUUCUUCAGCUACUCAGACAUCACUGAUCUCUGUUUUAGGCGCGCGUGAGCUUUGUUAAGCUUACGUUUAUCACAAUGUAUUUCAACACGUUACUAAGAGUGUGCUAUGUAUUGGUGUUCUCGCAGCUUGGGUUUGCUCAGACGAUUGUUGUGGGUGGUCAAGUCAUCAACGCCGAUGAGUCAACCAUUUCUCCUGCUUUCGCGCCCGUCGAUGCUUCAUCCUCUAAUGCGACAGCCGACCUCUUCCUCGGGGAAACUCAUCAGCUUACUGACGCUGUCCUUGCAAACCUCACUAACCUCGGAUUAACCAACAUAGUCCUGUUCGGGUUUGCUGAUCCUGCAACCGCCCCUAAUCAGUCUAUUAUCGGGCCUUGUAAAACCUUCCCGGGUGAAUUUGUUGUUUUCCCUGGUCGUAUUACUAACCGAGUAUUCGACCUUCUCCUGGGUGGCAGCCUUAUUCAGACCAAACCGUUUGCUUCGCCAUGCUAUAGUGACUACGGGAAUCAAGAUGCGGCAAAGUGUGCUGAGAUUACAUCUCACUGGUCAGAUAACUCUUACAUCCACACGAACGAUCCAACUUCUAUCAACGCAAUCCUAUUCGAAGGGACGUCAUGUGUACCGCACACAGUAAACCCAUUUGCGCUGAACUGUACUAUUGGCGCAUACCCGACGAUGUCGGUUAAUGUAACCACUGUCGCCCAAAUCCAACUAGCUAUCAACUUGGCGCGGAGCCUUAACUUGCGACUCGUUAUUAAAAAUACAGGGCAUGACUAUAGCGCAAAGAGUACGGGAGCUGGUGCUCUUUCUCUCUGGACUCAUAACAUGAAAGACAUCCAGUACUACGAGAGCUACGAAGAAGGGUCGUAUAGAGGACCAGCUUUCAAGAUGGCAGCUGGUGUCCAAGUAUUUGAGGCAUACGAGGCAGCGCAUAAUUACAACCUUACGAUUGUUGGUGCUGAGGGGAAGACGGUCGGGCUUACAGGAGGGUAUAUUCUAGGUGGCGGCCACUCUCCUUUGUCAAGUCUAUAUGGAAUGGCAGCAGACCAGGUCCUCUCUAUGGAAAUAGUCACAGCCGACGGUCGCUUCUUCACAGCCAGUGAAACCUCAAACCCCGAUCUCUUUUGGGCUCUUCGAGGCGGCGGUGGAUCGACUUAUGGGGUUGUUACAUCUAUGGUGAUCAAGGCGUUUCCUGAGAUUACAGUCUCAACGAUGACAUUUAGUCUAUCUACAGGGGAGAACGUAUCUAUGGGUCAGUUCUGGAAAGCCUUUCGCGCUUACUUCGAGGGUUUUGUUAACUACACCGAUGCUGGGAACUACGCUCAUUUUGACUUAAAUGCUACGAGUGGAAACUAUGUCUGGAAUAUGGCACCUUGGUUUGCUCCAAACAUGUCUAAAUCGGAAUUGGAGGUCCUUGCCGACCCCUUCUUCAAGGCUAUUGGUAGCAUCGGGAUCGAUCUGAAACCAGUUUAUCAAGAAUACACAAACUUCUAUGACGCAUGGAAUACUAGCUUCCCUCUCGAACUUUGGGGGUCGAAUCUUGCUAGGUACGGUAGCCGGCUUUUCCCACGGGAAAAUUGGAAGGAUUCGACGAAACUGUCAUCUACUUUUGAGGCUAUUCGUCACGUUAUAGACAAUGGUGGCGUGGUAUCAGCCUACAAUGUUGCUGCCGCCCCGAAGUCCGGGUACCCUGAUAAUGCUGUUAAUCCGGCCUGGCGUGAGACUGUGCUACACGCUAUCGACAUCGUGGCAUGGACUCAAGAUAUGUAUACGGAACUCAUCACAAUAUGGAGUAACGUUUUGACAUCUGACUGGGGAUCGUUAUGGCGUUCGGUAUCGCCCGGUUCGGGAGCUUACCUUUCCGAAUCAGACUAUAUCGAACCCGACUUCCAGCAGUCAUUCUGGGGUAACAAAUAUGAUCGGUUAUACGAGCUCAAGAAGAAGCUGGAUCCUUGGGAUGUGUUUUACGCCCAGAAUGCGGUGGGUUCAGAGGACUGGGAGAUGUCUGAUUGGAUUUUUGGGAAUUUGCCGUCUCAGAACAGUCGGCUGUGCCGAAAGGGGACGAAUCCCUCGCAGCAAGGGGCGAUGAGGAUGGUUCAUGGGUAGUUCGUGUAAGAGGGGUGUUAACCUAGAGACCUAGUGCUUUAUCUCGAAGCCAAUGUAUGUAUUGAUCUUAAUGAAGUAAAUGCAACAUUAAUUUGGUG